GUCCCUUCUACUCGCUGGGAUAAGAACAACCAGUCUAGCUAGGGUUAAGUGGCGCACAGCACUGCCAAUUCUAUCCUUAGGGGCCAGACAGUAAGCAGCCAUCUAUAUAGUCCCGGGGGAGGGGAGCAGUGAUACUAUGAAAUAUCACUUAACUCCUUACACUCCAUGGGACGGGCGCUUUGGGUAUAAUGACCUGAACUGACAGCUGGAUCAUCAGACUUGCGGUCAGUUGGGGACAUGUGACCAUAAUAUAGAGGAUCUGCCCCGACAAGUAUUCACCUCAUCAUCCGAGAGCAAGAAGAUAAAUCAUGUGCAGGAAUAUCCCCUCAAAUGUCUCCAUAUAACAUCCUGGAAUUGUAUAGAAUUAAAUGUUUAUUCACAAUACAGGUUCCUAUAAGGUGUCAGGACGUGGCGGUCUAUUUCUCCAUGGAGGAGUGGGAGUAUGUAGAAGGACACAAGGAUCAGUACAAGGAUCAGGUCAUGAUGGAGGAUCAGCAGCCCCUCACAUCACCAGUCAGAUCCAGUAAGAGAACAGCACCAGAGAGGUGUCCCCGUCCUCUUCUUCCACAGGAUGAUCAGGGUGAAGAUCCGAACAAUAUUAAAGCUACAGAGACAGAUGUGAGCGGCGAUGAGCAGGAUAAGGAGAACUUUCCUACGGAGAAAGAUCUGAUCUAUAUUAAUGCUACAGACAUAAAGGAAGAAGAAGAGACAGAUGUGAGCAGUGAUGAGCAGUAUAAGGACAUUCCUACAGGGGAAGAUCUGAUCUAUAUUAAUGCUCCAGAGACAGAUAUGAGCGGUUAUGAGCAGUAUAGGGAGGACAUUCCUACAGGGAAAGAUCUGAUCUAUAUUAAUGCUACAGACAUAAAGGAAGAACAAGAGACAGACGUAAACAUUGAUGAGCAGUAUAAGGAGGACAUUCCUAUAGGGAAAGAUCUGAGCUAUAUUAAUGCAACGGACAUAAAGGAAAAACAAGAGACGGAUGUGAGCAGUGAUGAGCAGUAUAAGGAGGACAUUCCUACAGGGAAAGAUCUGAUCUAUAUUAAUGCUACAGAUAUAAAGAAAGAAGAAGAAGAGACAGAUGUGAGCGGUGAUGAGCAGUAUAAGGAGGACAUUCCUACAGAUAACUGCACUGAUUCUUGUAGCAGGAGAUCAGAGGAGAAUCUUAUAUCUUCAGAUUAUAAAGCAGAUGAUGAUAUCACACAAGAUACAUAUGAAGAACAUUCCAUUAUCCCAGAUACACCCUCAGCCCUUCACAGCCAAGAUCUGUCAUCUCAUCCUUAUAUACAGGUCCUGUCUUCUCAGUCAUCACAGGAUGUUCAGCAAAAUAAAAGCCACAGAAGGGGUGUUGGACAUCAACGAGCUCAUACAGGAAAGAAACAAUAUUCAUGCUCAGAAUGUGGGACAUGUUUUACUUUUAAAUCAGGUCUUGUUGUACAUCAGAGAACUCACAAAGGAGAAAAGCCGUUUUCAUGUUCAGAAUGUGGGAAAUGUUUUACUCAGAAAUCACAUCUUGUUACACAUCAAAGAACUCACACAGGGAAAAAGCCAUUUUCAUGCUCAGAAUGUAGAAAAUGUUUUACUCAGCAAUCACAUCUUGUUACACAUCAAAGAACUCACACAGGAGAGAAGCCAUUUUCAUGUGCAGAAUGUGGGAAAUGUUAUACUGAGAAGUCAAGUCUUGUUCAACAUCAAAGAACUCACACAGGGGAGCAGCCAUUUUUAUGUUCAGAAUGUGGGAAAUGUUUCUCUCACAAAUCAAGUCUUCUUCAACAUCAAAGAAUUCACACAGAGGAGAAGCCAUUUUCAUGUGCAGAAUGUGGGAAAUGUUUUACUCAGAAAUCAGACCUUGUUGUACAUCAAAGAACUCACACAGGAGAGAAGCCAUUUGCAUGUGCAGAAUGUGAAAAGUGUUUUGCUAAUAAAUCACAUCUUAUCAGACAUCAAAGAAUUCACACAGGGAAGAAGCCAAUUUAUAUAAAGGAUGAAAAAGAAGAGACAGAUAUGAGCGGUGAUGAGCAGUAUAAGGAGGAUUUUCAUACUGAUAAACGCCCAGCAGCAGAAGUGUGCUGGGAUAAGGAAGCGCUGGUAGACACGUUCUCUCGUGGACUCUCCGAUAUUAUACAAGAUGAGAUUGUGUUUACUUUUAAAUCACGUCUUGUUACACAUCAAAGAACUCACACAGGAGAGAGGCAAUUUUCAUGUUCAGAAUGUGGGAAAUGUUUUACUUUUCAAUCAAGUCUUGGUAAUCAUCAAAGAACUCAUACAGGAGAUAGGCCAUUUUCAUGUUCAGAAUGUGGAAAAUGUUUUGCUCAGAAAUCAGAUCUUGUUAAACAUCAAAGAAUUCACACAGGGAAGAAGCCAUUUUCAUGUUCAAAAUGUGGAAAAUGUUUUACUCAGAAACAACAUCUUGUUGGACAUCAAAUAACUCACACAGGAGAGAAGCCAUUUUCAUGUUCAAAAUGUGGGAAAUGUUUUACUUAUAAAUCAAGUCUUGUUAAACAUCAAAGAACUCACACAGGGGAGAAGCCAUUUUUAUGCUCAGAAUGUGGGAAAUGUUUUACUAAGAAAUCAAUUCUUGUUCAACAUGAACGAACUCACACAGGAGAGAAGCUGUUCUCAUGCUCAGAAUGUGGGAAAUGGUUUACUAAUAAAUCACAUCUUGCUGUACAUCAAAGAACUCACACAGGGGAGAAACCAUUUUCAUGUUCAGAAUGUAGAAAGUGUUUUACUGACCAAUCAAGUCUUGUUAAACAUCAAAGAACUCACACAGGGGAGAAGCCAUUUUCAUGUUUAGAAUGUGGUAAAUGUUUUACUGACAAAUCAAGUCUUGCUAAGCAUCAAAGAACUCACACAGGGGAGAAGCCAUUCUCAUGCUCAGAAUGUGGGAAAUGUUUUACCCAGAAAUCAAGUCUUGAGAGACAUCUAAGAAUUCACACAGGAGAGAAGCCA
Molecule: messenger RNA, 2949 nt
Organism: Hyla sarda
Lineage: Eukaryota; Metazoa; Chordata; Amphibia; Anura; Hylidae
Product: zinc finger protein 420-like
Exons: 7
Biological process (GO): regulation of transcription by RNA polymerase II
Molecular function (GO): DNA-binding transcription factor activity; RNA polymerase II cis-regulatory region sequence-specific DNA binding
Source: RefSeq, a predicted model, not a curated record